AAAAUGAAAUUCUGAAAACAUAACGUUUACUAGAUUUGUAAAAUGAGCUCUAAAGGUCAUUUCUUGACCGUUUCUGAAAUUGCAGAGGGUAGCAAACUUACAUCAGUCUUGACUGAAUUUCAAUUGCAGGUUUUGAGUUUAGAGGAACUUGCUGGUCGGAUUGCAGACAUUGAUAAACGGAGAGCAAGAGAAAUUCUUGAAAAUGCUGUUCAAAGAAUUAUUGAAUUGUUGACAGUUGAGAAACCAUUUGCUGUGAGUGAAAAAGCAAGUAUUGGACAGAUUGAUUCAAUCGUAGAGUUGGCAAAUGAAAACACUGAGACAGACAGUCCAAUUAUUCUAGUCAAUGAACUGGAAACUAGUGAAUCAACUGCUUCAAACCAAGAAGAUAUUGUGGCAUGGGAAGAACCUCUAACACAGGAUCAGGACAAAAUAGUAUCUGUUAACCCAGAACAGAACAGUGCCGCUAUCUCUGACGUAGCAUUCAGCACAACCCCAAACCUGAGAACUGCAAAACCGCAUGGCCUUGUCUUCACCAUGGUAACCAGAGGUUCCAAACAGCCUAAACAAAAGACAGGGAACCAAUCAGACGAAAACAUGGAACCAACUAUUCUUGGCCCAGUGAGGAAAAGGGGGCGUGGCAGACCUACAAAGGGAACAAUUCCGCCCCCUGUGGUCAAUGAUCAGGGACAGAAUGUAUAUCGAUGUGAAACAUGUAAGGCAGAGGUCAAGACAUACCAUGCUUUACUUGUACACAUGCGACGUCAUUCCGGACAGCGGCCAUUUACGUGUGAUAUUUGUGGGAAAGCAUUCACAACCAAGGGAAACAUGCAGGCCCACGUUGCAUGUGCUCACACAGACGAGAAACCGUGGACGUGCCCAACGUGCGGGAAGGCUUUUAAGGAGAAAAAGAGUCUAAAGAUACAUGAGAGAAUUCACACUGGGGAAAAGCCAUACAGCUGCUCCGAGUGUCACCAGGCUUUCACCCAGCUGGGGGCUCUAAAGGAACACAUGUUGAUCCACGCUGGCCUCAAGCCCCACCUUUGUGACCUAUGUGGCCAGGAAUUCAGGUCUCGAACCAAUCUCAAUGAACACAAAAAGCGACAUCUCACUCAAAAACUACUUCACUGUCGAUCUUGUGACAACACCUUUUAUAACAGAGCUUCCCUCCAGAGACAUGAAGCAAUGCACAUCAAGGCCGAAUACUCUUGUGACCUGUGCGGAGAUGCAUUUACACAGCCUGAUGAUCUUCAAAACCACUUGUUAACUGUUCACACAACCGUAGCCCAACCCCUAGUGUGCGAAAACUGUAACUUUGUGUUCGAGGACCAAUCAGAAUGGGCAGAGCAUAGACAAUUGCACGAAAAUGACUCAGGGGCACUGGGAGGGACCCCGGUCCAGGUUGAGGGUGGGGAUACAGUGUACCUCACCUCGGGAGAGGGGCUGCAUACUUCUGGGGGUGGUGAUCAGGUCUUGCUUGUUGAGGAGGGGGUUGGGAUAGGAGGCGGGGGUUAUGAUGCCCUUCACUCAGUUCUGGUAUCAGCUGCCAUGAGUGUUGACACGCUGGGGGAAGGUGGUACACAGUUUGUUCAUGUGCUUUGUGUGGACCCAGAAACUGCACAAAUCUCUAACACUGAUCAGACACUUAUUUAAAACUAAACAAUUCUGGUGCAAAUUUGUACAUUUAUUUGGUCAAUACAGUUUGUCCAUAUAUUUUGAAAACUGCACGGAGCAAUAACACAGACCCUAAUAAAUGAUCAAACUUGCCAUAAAUAUAUUGGCAAGCUAGUAUAAAAUUGUUGGUUAUUUAGACGAAGAUACUUCACAGAUCUUAAGAACAUACAUAUUUGACCCUAAAAUAUGUUUAAGGCUAGAAUGGGUCUUAGUUGUUAGUUUGAAACAAGAUAUUGCACAGAUCUCAAACACAGACUGGACACUUAAUUCAUAACUUGCUAGGGGUGAAUAUCUCAAAAUAUCUUAAAUACAAAGGGUUUAAACCUUCAAUGCAAUUAAGCUGAAAAAUCUUAUUAAAACCCGAAUUCACAGAUCGGAAUGAAAAUGACUGCGAAUAUAGUUUUUAUUUUGCUAAAAAAGUGCAAUACUGCCAAUAGUGGGAGUAGGCUUAAAGUAAUCGUGUAACUAGUUGCUGGGAGCAUGAUGUUUGUUGGUCCCCGCUGAAAAUAUUAGCAGCUUUAGAGAGUUUAAGACUGUUAAAGAAAUCUGACCCAUAUAUGUGGCCGUCUUAGCACAGGACACGGUUGGUUGUAGUCUUCACAACGUGUAGACCACUAGCACAGCUUACAUGUAGCUGUAUCAGCCAUAAAUUAGGGCGAUGUCAUCGGCGUUGGGCAAACACAUUAAUAUUGGCCUUGACUCAAAACAAGAUCAAUAUAUGCAAACCGAAUAUAGUAGAUGUGUUGCCAAAAACUUAUUUAUAUUAUUACCAUAGCAACUCAUACUUCUGGCUUUAAUACAAGUUUAUUGAGACAUGUCCCUUCUUCGACUUCGUGGUUACCAGCGUUGGUGUUCACUUCGUGCUGCUCUUGUCCUUUUUUAGCUCGACUAUUCGAAGAAUAAGGAGGGCUAUACUGCUUGCCCCAGCGUUGGCGUCUAGUUAAAGUUUUAGGGAAAGUUGGGAUUUUUACUUUUAAGUCCAAUACCAUUCAUUCAAUUGACUUAAUACUUCACAGGGCCAUCACAUAAUGAGGUAAGAUAACUCCAUAUAAUCCUUUAUACAAAUUAUGGCCCGAUUGACCAUGGAACUUAGGUUGAAGUUUAAGGGGAGGUUGGGAUAUUUAUUAAUAACUUCUAUACCCUUCUUUCAAUUGACUUAAUACUUCACACAGUUGUUCAGGACCAUCACCCAAUGAGGUAACAUAACUCCAUAUUAUCCUAAUACAAGUUAUGGCCCCUGAUUGACGUAGGUUAAAGUUUUAGGGCAAGUUGGGAUUUUAAUAAAAAACUUCUAUACCCUUCAUUCCAUGCACUUAUUAUCUUGAAUGAUUAUUUUUUAUUUUGAUUAUUUUUGAAAGGCACAUUUUUAUAUUCUUAACCACAUUUUCAUAAAGGGAAUACAAGUUAUUUGAAUGACUUGCGUCAUUGCUCCGUCAGGCUGGUGAUAGGGCAGCGUCAAAGUCACAUUAUGUAUGAAUAAUUUUAGCUAGGUUUGACAUAAAGAGACCAAACUUGGUAUAUACGAAGCAGUUAUGGAGAUCUUUUAUGGGAAUGCGUUUUAUGCCCCUAGCUAGGAUCAAGGUCAAGGUUACUAUUGACAGAAAAAGGGUUGGUAUUGAAUAACUUAAGUAAGGGUAUACAUAUUGUGACCAAACUUGGUAUAUAGGAAGAGUUUAAAUAUACCUUUCCUAAGAUUGUGUUUUUGGCCCCGAGAGUUAUGGUCUAAGUGAAAGUCACUGUUGCUAAAAACAGAAUUAUGGUUAGUACUGAAUAACUCAAGUUAGGGUUGACAUAGUGAGACUAAACUUGGUAUAUAGGACAAGUUUAUGCAGAGCUUUCAUGGAUUACCUUUUGGCCCCCUAGGGUCAAGGUCACUGUUACUAAAACUGAAUCUCUUCUGCUAAUCAUUAAAAGCCUGGUUUUGUCACAUCGCGAUUCUUGGUCACUUUUUAGAUAGAUUAUUGUACUGCUUUUGACAGGCACAUAUUACAUCGUUAUUGUAUUCACUUCUAAGUCUAAGCGGCGUAGUCGAGCGCGCUCUCUUACGACAGCUCUUG
Messenger RNA from Mya arenaria, 3728 nucleotides. Its product is annotated as zinc finger protein 771-like. Lineage: Eukaryota; Metazoa; Mollusca; Bivalvia; Myida; Myidae. Gene Ontology annotation, molecular function: DNA-binding transcription factor activity; RNA polymerase II cis-regulatory region sequence-specific DNA binding. The record is from RefSeq and is a predicted model, not a curated record. The transcript is spliced from 7 exons. The coding region runs from base 43 to 1650 and encodes 535 amino acids. Gene Ontology annotation, biological process: regulation of transcription by RNA polymerase II.